AUGACCUCGAGAACAGGCCGUCUGGCUGCGGCGGCCGCCGUGAUGCUGGCGUUGGCGGCCCUUCCGGCCGCCGCGCAGGACGGCGUGCGGCUGGUCGAAGCCGCAGCGGAUCAGGACCGGGCGGCCGUCCGGGCGCUACUCGACGCAGGCGUUGACGCCAACGCUGCACGGGCGGACGGCGUGACGGCCCUUGUCUACGCCGCGCAUUGGAACGACCUCGAGUCGGUCGACCUCCUGCUGAGGGCCGGCGCGCAUGUAAAUGCCGCCGAUGACCACGGCGUGACGGCACUUGCGCGGGCCUGCGAGAACGCCAGCCCGGAAAUGGUCGAACGCUUGCUCAAUGCCGGCGCCGACCCUGACGCGGCGCAGACGAGCGGCUUGACGCCGCUGAUGACCGCGGUCGAGACCGGCAACGUCGAGGUCGUCAGGCUGCUGCUGGCGCGCGGCGCCGACGUCAAUGCCGCAACGGUCGCGACGAACAACACCGCGCUGAUGUGGGCGGUUGCGGGGCGGCACACCGACAUCGUCCACCGCUUGAUCGAGCACGGCGCCGACCUGGACGUCUCGACCGCCAAGGGAUUCACGCUCCUGAUGAUCGCCGCCCGCAACGGCGACAUCGAGAUGGCCCGCACGCUGCUGGCGGCCGGUGUCGACAUCAACGCCGCCGGUGCGGACGGCGCGCACGUUCUGCCGUACGCCAUCGUCAUCGGGCAGGCGGAGUUCGCGCGCUUCCUGCUCGAGGCGGGCGCCGACCCGAACGCGCGGGUGUCGGGCGUGACCGCGUUGCACGCCGCGACCGGACACAUGAUGUUCUGGCUGGCCGAGUGGAGCCAGAAGCACGGCGCGGCGAGUCGGGGCCGCGGUCUGGCGGAGAGCGAGCGGAUUCCGCUGGUCGAGGCGCUCCUCGCCCGUGGGGGCCGACCCGAACGCGCGGAUCACGAGUUCGGCGGUCUUCGAGGAGUAUCUCGG
Geodia barretti is the source of this 969-nucleotide messenger RNA. The record is from the annotation of a GenBank genome assembly. NCBI's taxonomy places the organism in Eukaryota, Metazoa, Porifera, Demospongiae, Tetractinellida, Geodiidae.